This is a messenger RNA of Aspergillus homomorphus CBS 101889, 1366 nucleotides long. Its product is annotated as NAD(P)-binding protein. The coding region runs from base 188 to 1183 and encodes 331 amino acids. Lineage: Eukaryota; Fungi; Ascomycota; Eurotiomycetes; Eurotiales; Aspergillaceae. The record is from RefSeq and is a predicted model, not a curated record. The transcript is spliced from 5 exons.
UGACCUCAGGGCUUGUCUAGAACAACGGACAACCAUGACAUACACUGAGCAUGAUCUCACAGUGACGCCCAGUCACGAUGUCGCUUCAGUAUAAGAAAACACGCAUCCAAACAUUUCCUGUACUUCUCAGUACAGUACAACACUUGAUUUAGCAUCUAUCUCAAUCUCUCUUUCCACUGAAUUAACCAUGUCUAGAAAAUUAUGUAUCACCGCCGUUGAUGGCCAUACCGGCUUCUUGACCGCCGAGUUGAUCAUGACCGACAACAAUUUCAAGAAAACCAUCGGCUCUGUUGUUGGCCUGACUCUGCACCCCGAGGCCAGUUCGUGCAAAGAACUCAGCAAGCUCGGGGUUAAAAUAGUUCCCCACAAGCCUGGGAGAUUGAGGGAGAUGACCAAGGCACUCAAGGAGACCGAGGCUGAUACAAUGUGUCUCAUCCCUCCGACUCACCCGGACAAGUUCGACAUUACUAGCGAACUGAUCGAAGCAACCAAGAAAGCCGGGAUCGCGAAUGUCUGCAUGAUUAGCUCUGCGGGUUGCGAUCUGGCUGAGAGGGAGAAGCAGCCCCGACUGCGGGAGUUUAUUGACCUCGAAGUCCUGCUCCUUGCCUCGAAGGGAGAUCCGUCGACCUCUACCGGUCACUCCCCGGUGGUUAUACGACCUGGAUUCUACGCGGAGAACCUCCUUCUGUACUCCCGCCAAGCCCAGGAAGAAGGCCUCCUGCCUCUGCCCAUUGGCAAAGACCACAAAUUUGCACCCAUCGCUUUAGGAGAUGUCGCCCAAGUCGUCGCGCACGUUCUCAGUGGGAAGGGCAAGCACGGAUUCAGCGACAAACACCGGGGUCAAUUGAUGGUACUGACCGGACCAAUGCUUGCGACCGGAGACGAGUUAGCCUCUGCAGCUAGUCAGGCACUAGGAGAGGAGCUUAAGUUUGAGGAUAUUUCGGAGGCGGAAGCAAAGAAGGUUUUGCGCGCACAAUCCGACAGCGACCAGUCCGAGAUCCAGUACUUGUUAGAGUACUACUCGCUGGUGCGUGAAGGUAAAACCAACUACAUUUCAACCACGGCUUUCCAUGACGUCACCGGGGGUCAUCCCCAAGAACCCCCCGACUUCUUCAAAGUCUACGCCCAGGAAUUUCAUCCCAAGCGCAGCAACAAGAGACGCAAGCUGAGUGGAGGCCAAUGAAGCUGUAACUCUGGUCCAGGUCGUGCGGGGGUUGACCAUUUGAUCUAAUUCAAUGUCUCGUAUGCUAUGCUCUAUGACCAUCGAGGUGGAUGAAAGACGCCGGUGUGACACCACCAGCCUUCGUGUUACCCCACAAACUUCUUGGACCCCUAAGGAACAUUUGUAGAUAGUGUUCGUUCGCCA